Leptonychotes weddellii (Weddell seal) is the source of this 4814-nucleotide messenger RNA. Lineage: Eukaryota; Metazoa; Chordata; Mammalia; Carnivora; Phocidae. The record is from RefSeq and is a predicted model, not a curated record.
GCGCGCGCCUCCCGGGCGGGUUCGGGGAGCGUCAGGCCUGGGGUGUCUUCAUCCCGCCGGCAGAGAAACGACGGUAACCGCGGAGUGUUUCUUGAUAACGCAUUUGCAGACGCCUUUUUCCCUGGCAGUUAAUGGAACUCAUUAAAAAUCAGGCUUUUUUUCUGGCCCAGCAGACAGUUCAGGAUCCAGAACCCAAGCAUGAAUGUUCACCGCGGCGGCGAAAGCGACAGGGUACUGCGGCAGGAGGCGAGCUGCCUAAGCGAUGACCCUGCAGCUGCGGCCCAAGAGAGAGAAACAAAUAGCCUGACUGCUUCCGCUCUUCAGAGUCUCGCUUACCCUCUAGGUCCCAGGAGCGAUGACCUUUCACUUGACUAUGCCUCUCAGCCAGCAAAUCUUCAGUUCCCUCACAUAAUGCCACUUCCCGAAGACAUCAAAGGCUCCUGCUUCCAAAAUGGGAAUAAACGGAACCAUGAACCCUUUAUGGCUCCAGAACGAUUUGGAAACAGCACUGUGGGCUUUGGCAGUAACGUUCAUUCCCAGGCGCCAGAGAAAGUGACACUUCUUGUAGAUGGCACACGUUUUGUUGUGAAUCCACAAAUUUUCACUGCUCAUCCGGAUACCAUGUUGGGAAGAAUGUUUGGACCAGGAAGAGAGUAUAACUUCACUCGGCCCAACGAGAAGGGAGAGUAUGAGAUCGCUGAAGGAAUCAGUGCGACUGUAUUUCGAACGGUGCUGGAUUAUUACAAAACUGGUAUCAUCAAUUGUCCUGAUGGCAUCUCUAUUCCAGACCUUAGAGAUACAUGCGAUUAUCUCUGCAUUAACUUUGACUUCAACACUAUCCGAUGUCAAGAUCUGAGUGCUUUACUGCAUGAACUGUCUAACGAUGGUGCUCACAAGCAGUUUGACCACUACCUCGAAGAGUUGAUCUUGCCCAUCAUGGUGGGCUGUGCCAAGAAAGGGGAGCGAGAGUGCCACAUCGUUGUGCUGACGGAUGAGGAUUCUGUGGACUGGGAUGAAGACCACCCCCCUCCCAUGGGGGAGGAAUAUUCCCAAAUUCUUUAUAGCUCCAAGCUCUAUAGAUUCUUCAAAUAUAUUGAGAAUCGUGAUGUCGCUAAAACAGUGUUAAAGGAGCGAGGCCUGAAAAAUAUUCGCAUUGGAAUUGAAGGUUACCCUACCUGUAAAGAAAAAAUUAAGAGAAGACCCGGUGGCCGGUCUGAAGUAAUCUAUAACUAUGUGCAGCGCCCCUUUAUCCAGAUGUCCUGGGAAAAGGAAGAAGGGAAGAGUCGCCAUGUGGAUUUCCAGUGUGUCCGAAGCAAAUCCCUCACUAAUCUGGUAGCUGCUGGAGAAGAUGUCUUAGAGGACCAGGAGAUAGUAAUGCACCACCCACCCCAGGUGGAUGAACUCGACCGGCUGAAUGCUCCACUUUCUCAGAUGGCGUCUAACGACUUUCAGGAUUAGGGCCAGCUGUGGACCCGUGUCUCUUUAGAGCCCUUCUCUGUCUGCGAUGCCCACAGCCAGUUCUCCCCUUGGUUUGUCUCCCCUGAGUAUCAGGAGACCUGCUUCUCCGUCCUUUCCCUCUCUCUCACAGUUAGCGUGUGUCCUUUUCAUUACUGAAAAGUCUGUGCCUCCGGCCGGGGAUGAAAAAGCACUCACUGGCAAAUAAGCUACCAGCUUUGCAGCAGCCCUGGUAACUUGAAAAAUUUGGAUCUGGUGCCGUUUACAGAGUCUUUGCAUAACUGCAAAAAGUAGGAAAGGAAGUCGACUCCCAUUGGCUCAUAUUCAUCAAAGCAGUCCUCUCAUCCUUUAUACUUUGUCCUUGGCUUUUUUGUUUGUUUGUUUUAUACCAGGCAAAUUAUGUAGCAGCAAAGGGACCAAACCUUAAAAAAAGAUAAUCUCUAGCUUCCACAAGCAGGCGCUAAUGGGAUUGUCAUUAGGGGUCAGUGAAGAUGCCAUUCCUGGUGGCCUCUGUGCCCAGACCUGCAUCUGGGAAGAACUAGGCUCUCAUCAAAACAUCCAAAAGGAGAUUUCUUAAGAGUUUAAAUUCAGUUUUUUCAUUAAUGCAAUGAAUAGUUCAAAACCCCACAGAUUCGACUGAAGUCCAAUAAUAAUGUAACAACAUUUAUGAAACCUUUUUAGGUUCAAGGUUUUUGAGUCUAAAGAAAUCAUUUGGAAUGAAAUUCACAACUCAAGUAGAAGAACCUGUCCAGAUCAGGCCACUUUGGUUAUCCUGGCUUGGAAUCUGGUGUGAAGCCAUAGGUCGUCACCCUAGGCAGCACAUUGCUGUGAGUGUGGCUGGGAAACCUUAGAUGAUAUGGCUGAGAAAGGCUUUUAAGAGGCAGGCAGAAAUUUCUCACAAGUGCUCUGUUUCUCAAUAGAAAGACUUCUAAGAGCUCCAGGGAAGGGGGCAUUUGGGGUAAAGCGGGGUGGGGGAAACGUCACCUGCCCAGGCUUUGUCCCAGUGCAGGAUUUUUCUUUGUAUAUUCUUUUCAUACUAUGGAAUUUUUUUGGAUAUCAGGAUAUUUGUUUUUGAAGUAGCCUAUCACACUGGGUUAGAAAACCAUACUGCUGUCAUCCCCAAAGGAUAGAUGAGUUGAAGGGGUAUUAGGCCUAGUAAUUUUGUUUGAUCUUGUCGGCUCUGUAUUAGUAAUGCAUAGUGUGUGACAACCCAGAUCACUCCUCCCAUUACUGAACCAUUUUCCCUUGUGUCCUCAUGGCUAUUAACAGCAGAACUAAAUUUAGAGUCUAGAGCCAGAUGUUAAGUGUCUGGGGAUAAUCUCCCAUUUUAUGAUAAAGGUUGGCCUUCUAAUCACCUACCCAGAGCCUUUACUCAUCACAGAUUUCAAAGAGGUACAUAGUUUCCUUCAAGUUCUUUAAGGUAACAUGACGAGUUUUCUUAAAUUCCAUUCCUGUACGAUACCAUAGAGCAAGUUAGGUGACUCCAUUUUGACUGCCCUAGUUGUAGUCCUCCAAAGGUAAAGUCAGAUGGGUGUCGAAAGCUGUUCUUUCCAGGCGUGAAGAACAAGAAUGUUCUUAAGAAGUGUGUUCUCUGUGCUUGUGACCAGCAUCACAGUGGAAAUCAAUACUCCGUUCAUUACUCAGAAAAUAGUAGUAGUAAGGGGUUAAACUGAGCCAUCUCCCACUUAGAGAAUUCUUCUGACUACCACUGGCAUCCAACUUGUAAGGCUGAUGGUAAGGGUUAAAGUUUAGGGUGAGGGUUUUUUUUGUAGCCAGAGGGUACUUUUAUGUCUGUGAAACUCCUUGAUUCCUAUUUGAGGUCAGGUUUGGCUUUCACCGUGCCAGUAUUUCAUUCAUACCCACUGAUAGUUGACCAGCCCAGAUAAUCGUUUAAUGGUGCUUCCUUUCUGCUUCUCAGUUGACUUCCUCCCAUGCCAUCACAAAGGAAAUCUGAAUGAACUGUAUUCUCUAGUAAGUAUAACGUCUGUUCUCCAUCUUCUGUAUGAACAUUUAAGUGUGAACAUGCUGCAGCUAACCCUCUAAAACCAAUUAGUCCUGGCUUAGGUGAAAAGCCAAGUAUGAAAGUAUGGCAUGUACUUAGCACUCUGUUCUAUGUAAAUGAUUAAUUUCCUCGGGCUUUCAAGAAGUAUGUCUCCCUUCCCCCCCUCCCCAAUUGGGUUAAUGUGCUUUUGGCCCCAACCCAUGGGGUGAGUGAGCUGGAAACCCAUACAGGUUAAUCUGCCAGUGUCACUAGAUGGUGGGGACAAAGGGAAAAGUGGGGCCCACAGGUCCCUUCUGGUAAAGAGGGAGCUUUCUUCUGCACCCACCACCCUCCCAGCCUGGAGCUCAGCAUCACUGCAGUUUUGGAGCUCCCCUUUCCUGGGCCCAAGACAUUCCAUGAUGGCAGAACUGCUGAGUCCCCACAGGGACGGGCUGAGUUGCAGUCAUUCCCUUCAGAGUCUGUUACUGGCCAGCUGGGCAAGAGAGGUUUCUAAUAAAGGUGGAACUCAGGUUUGGUGGGGUUUUUUUUUUUCUUCUAAGUGCCUAAAUAAGCAAGCUAGGCUGUUUAUACAGAGCCAUCUUCAGAGGAAGAUAUUUUGCUCUGACGGUCUUACUCAGAUAGCUCUGCAAGCCAAGAGGAACCUGAAUUUGAGAUUUAGAAUCGGAGUUUGUGAAUGCAUCAUUAUCAUGUAUCGCUGACUGGGAAACAUUUGGCAUUGAGCUGGAGAGUGGGCAGAGUGUUAACAUGUGUCUGGUGAGAUGAUCAUGGUUUCUCCAAAGUGGAGGAAAAGUAUUGAAAAGAUGGCAGCAUUUAAAUGGUAAGGAAGCUAGAAAGUACAUUUACUGCAUAAUAUGUAAUAGCCAAUAUUAUUUUAAGCUAAAUUCCAAGAAACCAGUAUGUCAUCUAAUGUAUACAGGUCUAUGAAAAUACUAUGGAAUAAGCCCAGGAAGGAUGGAAAUAUUUGCAGAAAACAAUCAGCACAGGCUUUAACUCAAAUUGUCAAAGUGUGAUAUGGAGUCUUUUUUUUAUCGAGUGUCAAUAGAAAGUUAAGAAUCAAAGGGUUUUAGUAAUUUAUCCAAUGCCACUUCUUGCCAUUAUUUUGAGAUUGUUAAAAUGCACAUACAAAUUCAGAAGGCAAACCUGAUGCCUUCCCUGGGGAAGAUGGAGCCACAUUCGUGCUCUGGGUGGGAUCACCUCUGCAGGAGAACAUUACAUUUUCUCUUAAAGGCAAAAUGCUUGUAGAUUUUGCCUCUUUACUUUGUAUUUACUUCUAAAGUUGCACUUGUUCACCUACCAGUGUUUACGAAAUCCUUUAUUUGGGAUGCUUUUUCUAUAAUAAAAUAUUAUCAUUUGUGUC